Messenger RNA from Brassica oleracea var. oleracea, 3257 nucleotides. RefSeq names its product probable LRR receptor-like serine/threonine-protein kinase At2g16250. Gene Ontology annotation, molecular function: protein kinase activity; protein binding; ATP binding. Gene Ontology annotation, biological process: protein phosphorylation. Bases 273 to 2888 code for a protein of 871 amino acids. The record is from RefSeq and is a predicted model, not a curated record. Gene Ontology annotation, cellular component: plasma membrane. The transcript has 4 exons. NCBI's taxonomy places the organism in Eukaryota, Viridiplantae, Streptophyta, Magnoliopsida, Brassicales, Brassicaceae.
UUCCAUUUGUUUUCUCAGUAAUCUCGAUCUUCUCCUCUCUCUCCAAGAUUUUUCACAAAUCCUUUUUUUCAGUUUUAAGGAUUAGUGAUAUUCUAAUUAGGAUUUUAGAGAGAGAGAGAGAGAGAGAGAGAGAGAGAGAGAGAGAGAGAGAGGUGGUUUAAAGUCUCUGUAAUCGGGAUCCAGGUACAGAGUAAAACCACUUCGACAUCUGUCUCUGUCUCAAUCCAACAUUGUUUCGAGGGUAUACGAUGUUGGAGAGUGGAAGAUGAGCAAUGGUUGAUCGUCACAGAAGCUCAUUGUUCUUGAUCUUGUCUUUAUUGUGUUUGGUACUUUCGGUCGACUUAGUUGUCGUUGUCGACGAGCGUCUCACUCUACUCCGUCUCAGGUCCACUCUCGGGCUACGAGGAACAGACUGGCCGAUCAAAGGCGACCCUUGCCGUCUCUGGAGAGGGAUACAAUGCAACAGCAACGGAAGCAUCGUCGGGAUCAACAUCUCAGGCCUCAGGAGAACAAGACUCGGCAAGCAAAACCCGCGAUUCUCCGUUGAUCCGCUCGUUAACCUCACCAGCUUAGCUUACUUCAACGCCUCUGGAUUCUCGCUACCUGGCUCUCUCCCCGAUUGGUUCGGCGUUAGUUUAAAGUCAUUGCGCGUCUUGGAUCUCAGCUCUUGUUCUGUUACUGGUAUCAUCCCCGUGACGCUCGGUAACCUCGCUACCUUGAGGAGUUUGAACCUCUCUUGUAACGGUCUAACCGGUUCGGUUCCCAGCAGUUUUGGGGGUUUGUUGAGUAUAUCCGAGAUUGAUCUUUCUGCUAAUUACCUCACUGGUCCGAUCACUCCCGGUGUUGGAUUGUUAUCGAAGCUUAUGUAUUUGAACCUCUCCAGCAAUAGCUUCUCUUCUUCGAUUCCUCCGGAGUUAGGUGAUCUCGUCGAUCUUGUUGUUCUUGAUCUCAGCAUUAACUCGUUGUCUGGUUCGGUUCCUAAAGAGCUUGGGAAGUUAACGAAUCUGAGGAAGAUGGUGAUUAGUGAUAACCUCUUGAGCGGAGCUUUACCAGCUGACUGGUUUGGUGCUAAUAGCAAACUUGAGAGUUUGGUUCUGAGAGAAAAUGGCUUCUCCGGUAAUAUACCUGAUGCGUAUUGGUCUUUGCCUAUGUUAAAGAUCCUUGAUAUCGCUAGGAACAACAUCACAGGAAUGCUACCAAACUCUAGCUCUGGUCCGAACCAGAUCGAUGCAGUGGUGGUUGAUAUCUCCUCGAACACGUUCUACGGCGAGCUCACAGGGAUUCUCACAAGGUUCAGCACCAUGGACCUCUCUGGUAACUUCUUUGAAGGUAAGGUUCCAGAUUACGUGCUCAGAGCAAACGCGUCCGUCACCAGUAACUGUCUUCAGAAUGAGAAGACACAGAAGUCUUCAGAAGAUUGUUCGUCUUUUUAUUCAUCUAAAGGACUAGACUUUGAUGAUUUCGGACGUCCCAAUGCUACUUCUGAAAAGGCUUCUUCAGGGAUAAGCCGCAGGACUGUGAUUAUAUUAGUAGCAGUUGGCGGAGGGAUUGGUUUUAUUCUGAUAUUCAUUCUCUCCCCUAUUCUUGUGGCUCUAUGGAUACGUCGAAGGGGGAACAAUGAUAGGCCUACUAAACCUGUAAAUGAAGCUUCUCAGCCACCUAAAGGAGUAUCACAGACGAUUGAUCUGUCGCGUCUUGGGAACGCGUUUGCGUUUGAGCAGCUUCUCCAAGCUACAGAGGAGUUCAGUGAGGCCAAUCUGAUCAAACAUGGCCAUUCCGGGAGUUUGUUCCGUGGGUUCUUGGAUAACGGAACACAAAUUGUUAUUAAAAAGAUCAAUAUGAAGGGAGGAAAAAACGAAGGGUAUGUAUCAGAGCUUGAGGUGUUGAGUAAAGCUGGACAUCAUCAGAGGCUGGUUCCUUUUCUUGGACACUGCUUGGAGAAUGAGAGCCAGAAAGUUCUGGUGUACAAGUAUAUGAGGAACGGAGAUUUGGGUAGCGCUUUGUUUAGGAAGUCGGAUAACGAAGGUGGUGAUGGGUUGAAGUCUUUGGAUUGGAUAACGAGGUUGAAGAUCGCUCUUGGUGCAGCCGAGGGAUUAGCUUAUUUGCAUCACGAGUGUUCGCCACCUCUAGUUCAUAGGGAUAUGCAAGCAAGUAGCAUACUUCUUGAUGAUAAAUUUGAGGUACGUCUUGGAAGCCUAAGCGAAGUAUAUGCUCAAGGUGAUGUUUAUCAAAGCAGGAUCUCUCGUUUACUUCGGUUACCACAAUCGACUGAAGCAUCCUCUUCAGGUGCAGCAAAUGCAACAUGCUCCUAUGACGUCUACUGCUUUGGCAAAGUGUUACUUGAGCUAGUCACGGGGAAGCUCGGGAUCAGCUCGCCAGACAACGCAGAAGCAAAAGCAUACAUGGAAGAAGCUUUGCGAUACAUAAGCACAAACGAGAAGGAGCUAGUGACCAAGAUCUUAGACUCGUCGUUAAUGGUGGACGAGGACCUUCUAGAAGAAGUAUGGGCGAUGGCUAUCAUAGCAAAGUCAUGCCUAAACCCGAAACCAACAAGACGGCCGUUGAUGAGACACAUUGUGAACGCUCUUGAGAAUCCGUUGAAAGUAGUAAGAGAGGAUAACAGCUCUGGCUCAGGAGGGUCUUCGCGGUUGAGAAUAAACUCGUCUAGGGGGUCGUGGAACGCUGCUGUAUUUGGGAGCUGGAGGCAGAGCGCGUCGGACGUUCAAGCUGGAGGAACAACAAGUGGUGGUGGUGGUGGUGGUGGUAAUGGAAACUCGGGGUCGCAAGGGAGUAGUGGAAGGAAUAAUAACAAUGGGAACUCGUCGUCCAGAAGACGGCAGUCUAGUGAGAUUGUGCCUGAACCUGCUGGUUACGGUGGAGCAGUAUAAGUGCUUAUUGGGAGAGUUAAAGAGGAUAACGUUUAAUGAUUCGUUCAUCGAUUCUUUGUGUUGAUAAUAACCAAAGGUAGUCCUCACAGUCACAGGUUGCAUUAUGUUAGAACUUAGAAGGGAGAAUAUGGGUUUUUAAAUCAUUUUUAUUUAUAGAUUUAUCAUUUUUCUUCUCUCUUUUACUGUCUUUUCUUCUUUUUAUUUUUCAAUUUUUCUUUUAAAAUUUAGAUUAUUAUCUUAGAUCAUUAUUAUUGUAAAUUGUAGUUCUUGGAGGUUGGGUUUUCUCGGGUUCUUUCCUAUUGAAGGCCAGGGAAAAGAAGGUGAACGUUGGUUUCGUUUAAAUGUUUCAGUUCCAAUUUUUUUCCUGCG